AUGCCGACACUGAACCUGAGCGUCAACGUGCCGGUGGACGCCGUGGUGGCCUCCGACAUUCUCAAGGACGCCACCAAGGCCCUCUCCAAGAUCAUCGGCAAGCCCGAAUCAGUGAGCCUCUCUCUCUCUCUCUCUCUCUCUCUCUCUCUCUGUGAUUGUCUUCUCAUCUACGUGUAGCGUAAAAGUAGGGCACUUUUAGACUGAGAUUCUCUUCUCCAUGUAGCCUAAAAGUUGGGAACUUCUCUCUCUCUCUCUCUCUCUCUCCCUUGCCCGCCAUUUUCCUUCCUCUUGAUGCUAUAAUUCCGCCCUGCGUGUGAAUGCUGCGCUUGUCGGCGAGGUGUUCGAUGGUAUGCCUGACAGGGGUUCCCCUCUCUCUCUCUCUCUCUCUCUUGGUGAUGGCUCAGUAUGUGAUGAUCGUUCUGAAUGGAGGGGUGCCCAUUUCGUUCGCCGGGACGGAGGAGCCCGCUGCGUACGGAGAGGUCAUCUCCAUUGGAGGGCUCGGCCCCAGCGUCAACAGCAAGCUCAGCUCUGCACUCGCCGAGAUCCUUCAAACUAAGCUCUCCAUCGACAGCUCCAGAUUUUACAUCAAGUUCUAUGACUCCGAGGUGACCCACUGACCCGGCCAUUCUUCCUCUGCCUCCUGCUUCCCUGUUCAUUCAUUCAUUUCUCUCAAAUAUCAUCAAAUAUCUUCACCCAUUUCUUCAUUGCGUGAUGAUCAUCACAUAAGAAAACAUCAAAGAUCUGUGUUGAGGAUUUCCCUCUGGCUACAUCAGUUCAUCCCGUGAUCAUAGUGGAUAGUGGAGUUUGGAUCAUGCUCUGAAAUUUUUUGAUACGAUCUGAUGAUAUCAGUUGAAAUCAGAAACCUUUUAAUCCUGUUGACAAUUCUCAUAUGCCUAAUCACAUCAGAUGAUUUCAGCAGCAAAAAAAAAAAACAAAUAUUUACAUUUUAUUCCCCAAUUUAUUAUGGCAAAUAUUUUCAUCUGUCUGACUUCUUUCAGUGUGAUGAAUGAUGGCUACAUCUGAUUCAUUUCUUCUUUGUUUUCUAUCUUUGAAGCGUUCGUUCUUCGGAUUCAAUGGCUCAACCUUCUGA
Messenger RNA from Spirodela intermedia, 1090 nucleotides. Lineage: Eukaryota; Viridiplantae; Streptophyta; Magnoliopsida; Alismatales; Araceae. The record is from the annotation of a GenBank genome assembly.